AUGAAGGGUUACCAUCCAAGAUUCUAUUAUCAUGACUACACCUACUAUAGACCAAGAAUAUUCCCAAGAUUCGUCUUUGGUAUGCUCGUUGGUGGAUUUAUUGGCUAUGCAUGGGGAAGAAACAACAAUAACCAUCAAGGUGGAAGUGGAUGGGGUAAUAGACACAAUUAUUGGGAUUACAAUAGAAAUAAUAACAACAAUAACUCAAAUCCACAACCUUUCAAUAAUCAAAGUAAUCCAGUUCAAUAUCAAUAUAAUCCUCAACCUCAACAAGCUCAAUUACAACAACCAUCUCAACAAUAUCCACAAAAUAUUCAACCUCAACAAACUCAAUUACCACAACCUUCCCAUUCAGUUCAUAAUCAUCCAACUAUGAAUAUCAAUUAUCCUGAGGAAAACAAACCAACCAAUCAAAAUUAA
Molecule: messenger RNA, 420 nt
Organism: Naegleria gruberi
Lineage: Eukaryota; Heterolobosea; Eutetramitea; Acrasida; Naegleriidae
Exons: 1
Coding region: 1-420 (139 amino acids)
Source: RefSeq, a predicted model, not a curated record